Messenger RNA from Cornus florida, 1090 nucleotides. Its product is annotated as transcription factor ILR3-like. NCBI's taxonomy places the organism in Eukaryota, Viridiplantae, Streptophyta, Magnoliopsida, Cornales, Cornaceae. The record is from RefSeq and is a predicted model, not a curated record. Gene Ontology annotation, biological process: regulation of DNA-templated transcription; intracellular iron ion homeostasis. The transcript is spliced from 5 exons. Gene Ontology annotation, molecular function: protein dimerization activity; DNA-binding transcription factor activity. The coding region runs from base 133 to 870 and encodes 245 amino acids.
GCUACACUCAAUUCAAUGUUGCCAUCACUUUCACUCUUUCCCAUCCAAGCAAAAUUUCUUCUCUUUAUUUCCUUUUCACCAAACGGACAACUCUACAUUUCUAUCAGCAAAUCGUAGAUUGCUGGGAAUUAAAUGGAAACUGAUUCUGCGGUGGACUCUAAUUGGCUAUUGGACUUUGGCUUAAUCGAAGGCAUCUCCGCCGUUCCCGGCGGAUGCUUCACCGAGCCUCCGCCGCCGGCCGGCACCGCCUUCAGCUGGCCCUGUCAACCUCUUCACGUCAACGGUUCCUUUAACGUAAGUGAGGAAAUUGACUACUUAUUUGGGGAUUCAGAAGUCUUUAAGGAAGCUGGGCCACGGAAACGGUUGAAGUCUGAAUCACGUAGUGCAUCUGGCUCCAAAGCAUGUCGGGAGAAAUUGCGAAGGGAUAAACUGAAUGAGAGGUUCCUGGAAUUGGGUUCUAUCCUGGACCCUGGAAGGCCACCCAAAGCAGACAAGGUUGCUAUUCUGAGUGAUGCUGUUCGAAUGGUGACUCAGCUACGGAGUGAAGCCCAGAAGUUAAGAAAGUCAAGUGAGGAUUUGCAAGAGAAGAUUAAAGAGUUGAAGGUGGAGAAGAAUGAGCUCCGUGAUGAGAAGCAAAAGCUAAAGGCAGACAAAGAGAAGCUGGAGCAGCACGUCAAAACCAUGAGUGCAAAACCAGGUUUCCUCCCUCAUCUCUCUGCAGUGCCAGCUGCAUUUGCUACUCAAGGCCUAGCUGGUGGAAAGACGUUGAUGCCUUUCAUCGGUUACCCUGGUUUUGCAAUGAGGCAAUUCAUGUCACCUGCUAUGGUUGACACGUCGCAAGAUCAUGUGCUCCGUCCUCCAGUUGCUUAACUUGGCAGACUUAAAUGUUUGGUUCACAUUCUUUGUGCCAAAGAAUUGAUACACUUUUUUCUUUUUAGUCUUUAACUAUGUUGACAACUAUGUUGACGAUGGUUUCCUUGAGUAGAAAAAGUUUGCUAAGGGUGAUGGUUGAUGUUUGGAAACUGGUGUGAAUGUUUUCACUAAUUGCAUGUAACAUAAAAUAAGCAAAUAUAUUGGUUGUGUUUGUUCA